AUGGUGCUCUGGGAUCAGAAUUAUGACUAUGUUAAUUUGCCGAUAGCUUGUAUCAUCGGGGUGAUAUACGGUGGCUACAGCGAUCACUACGGCCGAAAAUGGCCCAUGCUCAUCGGAAUUUUGAGUGUGGUGCUCGAUACAGCUUUCCGGAUUUUGAUAUGGCACCCCGAAACCGACUGGCCACUGCAAUGGCUAUUCGCAGCCGCUUCACUAGCCGGAUUUCUCGGUGACUUCCUCCUGACGAUGAGCGCCAUAAACGCUUAUGUCACUGACCAAUUUCCCGACAAGAAAACGCUUUCAGUCCGGAUGAUCGUCGUCUCGAUCCUUUUUUCACUCGGGCAAUUCGGAGGCUCGCAACUGGCCGAUUGGCUUCUGCAUUUUGUGUCGGAAAUUAAUAUGCUGAUUAUUGUGGAAGGAGUGUUCAUCUUCUCCUUUUUCUUCGGCUUGUUGCUAAUCGACAACCGUAUCCCAGCCGCCCUCCCCCUCCAACAGGAAGAAAAUCCGAGCCUUGAUGAGAUUGUGCCGCCUCCG
Molecule: messenger RNA, 531 nt
Organism: Mesorhabditis spiculigera
Lineage: Eukaryota; Metazoa; Nematoda; Chromadorea; Rhabditida; Rhabditidae
Source: the annotation of a GenBank genome assembly